This is a messenger RNA of Dentiscutata heterogama, 945 nucleotides long. Lineage: Eukaryota; Fungi; Glomeromycota; Glomeromycetes; Diversisporales; Gigasporaceae. The record is from the annotation of a GenBank genome assembly.
AUGCAUUUUAAAUCCUCACUUGGACUUAAUGGCUUAGAGGUUAGUUCUUCAGUAAUUAAAUAUCAAGAUGGUAAUAAAGAAGUUAAAUUCAUUAGUGGAGUAGUAUCGGUUGGAGUUGAAAUAGGGGAUAAUAUAGGAAAAGCUGGAUUUGAAGCAAAAUUAGAUGUAAUAAAUUUAGAAGUUAAUAGUCUUGGUUUAAAGACAUAUCUAGGAGUUAAUACAAGUACGGGUGUAUCAUUUAGUAGUGAUAAUAUAGAAACUAAUCUUGCAGGCUGUGGUAUUAAAAUUGGAAAAGUAGUAGGUAUCACCACGCCUAUUGGAGGUAUAUCACUUGAUAUUGGAAACUUGAUUAAAACCAGCAUGACUAUAUUAGAUAGAAAUGUAAAGACUAAUAUUGCAAGCGGUGGUAUUAUGGAUAAGAUGUCUGGAAAAGAAAUGAAUAUCGGAGAACAAUUAUUUAUUAUUGUAGAAACAGGUGCAUUAAUUAGUAACGGGGAUGUACUGACUAGUACUAAGGAUGGGAAAGAAAUAUGUAUUAACACGCUUACUGGAGGUGAAUUAAUUAAUAUUGAUAAUGCCAUUGCAGAAGCAACAUGUAAUAAUGAAAGCUUUAAGACUAAUAUUACAGAUCUCGGUAUUAAGGUUGGGGAGAAAAUAGUUGCCAAUAUGAACAUUGGGGAAAAAAUAGUUGACAAUAUGAACAUUGGGGAAAAAAUAGUUGACAAUAUGAACAUUGGGGAAAAAAUAGUUGCCAAUAUGAACAUUGGAGGUAUAACAUUACUAUCUAACAUUAAAGACUUGAUUAAUACUUCUACAAGUGUAGAAUGUAGUAACGAAAGUAUAAUGACUAAUAUUGAAAGUUGCUAUACUAAAGUUAAGAAAGAAAUAAGUGCCAACACGCCUAUUGACGGUAUAUUAAAUAAAAUUAGAAAUUUGAUUAAAUGA